UCUGGCCCUGCCGGGGUUUUCCUGGACGCGGAGGGUCCUGGUUGCUGUCGGCCGUCAGCCUGCUAGUGACAGAGGUUGUUUUUGGGGUUUCUUUUUUUGUGCAGCAGCUUGAAAUCAACAGGAAGAAGAAGAGGAAGUUGGUUUUCUUCCCUCUGAACGCUGCGCUGAUCACUGACCAGACUGAGGCGGCUCGUGAGCAGCGGCAUUAAUCCGCUCCAUCACAGCUCGAUUUUCCAUCACUGAAAGCACAAGCACCCAGACUCAGUAUAGGCUGCAUUUAAAUCGGCGUUCUCACUGAGAUCCGGAUCUGCUUCACAAGUCAGACCUGAGACGUGACCGGACGGACGGCGUCACACACGCUAAACAGAUUCGCGUUCCUCCUCUGCAGAAGGAAGGAGUGGUGAGGAACGAGGCCCGUCUGUCGGUCGGACGGUGGACGAGCAGCAGCACCCGGAAAAUAAAAUCUGUAAAAGACCCACCGAGGCCGUGAGGGUGAAAAAUUAAAAAUCAUCACCAUUUGAUCGUCAGAUGGUGGUCUCCUCUCGUUAGAGCAAAAACAGUCUUGGGUUUGACGUCAACUGGACGGACGUCGUGUCUUUAAGAGGCGAGGAGACGUGAGGAGGAAAGAGUAUGAGCUCGGACCGAAUGCCGUCCAGGUCGGAGGUGAUGGGUUGGAGCCCGCAGCAGCUGGCGGACUACUUGAGGAAGAUGAAUCUGUCGGGCUGUGAUAAAGCUGUGAUGAAGAACUGCAUCAGCGGCUCCAGGUUUGUGAAUCUGAGCGAUAACGACCUGCAGAAAUUCCCCAAAAUCCACGCUCCGAUGGUCUCUAAGAUCAGCAAUGAAAUCAGCAAGAAGGAGGAGAGGAGAGGCCUGUUUGGUAGAAAAACGACGCCCAAAUAUCACGAACCAGACACCACUGCUGACGCUCACGGCUGGGGCGAAGACGAGUUUGAUGAAGACUUUGACGAUGACUACGAGAGUCCGAACAGCUGUGACGAGGACGGCAGCGGGGGGGACUACGAGUCCCCAAAUGAUGACCUGGAAGGGGCCAACGAUUACGAGCCUCCUCCCUCCGAACCUCCAGAGGACCUAGCUCACAAGCUGUGCCCCACCCUGCCCAUCGGAGAUGGCGAUUACAUAGAUAACAGGGAUAACCAUGUGUUGUUCAGAGGCCACCCCCCUGCUGUGUGUCCUCGCCCCCCGGUCCCCUCCACCCUGUCUGCUCCAUCUCCCCGGAUGCCAGGAGAGUCGACCUCUAGAAGAGACCCCUCCCCGCACUGUGGCGGACCAGCAUCAAGAAAAUUUCCUCCGGAGCCACCGCAGAUCUUUCGUGGCAACAAACCGGGCAGAGAUUCUGGACCCAACUCAUCCCCCAUCAGAGGACCUCACCGCAACACAGUGGAUAGGCCGGGCACACAAUCUUGGAAGCCUCAGCCGGACAUCCAGGAUCCUCCCACCUGGUCCAAACCUCCCAUUUUUCCUCCAUCCUCCACCUCCGUCAGCAGGAGCAACUCCUCAGCCAGGCCUCCUCCCAACAGAUUUGAUGCAAGGAGAGAGCAACAACAUGAUGAAGCUCCUAAACACCACACCUUCCCCCUCCAGAGUAAAUGUCUGCCCCCCCGCCCUGGGCUCCCUGGGCCCCCCUCACGCCACGGAGAGAGUCUGCCUCCCAGCGUCCCCUCUGGAGGCUCUCUGCCCAACAAACUGCACUCUGCGAAGGUCGAGCUCGGAAGCAGCUUCGGUGGAUCAGACAGGCAGUCGUUUCGCCCUCCAACCACAACAUCACACAAACAGGAGAUGGACCCUUGCUGGUACGUGGGUAAAGUGACCAGAGGUCAGGCAGAAGGAUGUCUGAAACGGGUCCACAAGGACGGGGCGUACCUGGUGAGGGACAGCACCCGGCAGCUGGCCAAUCAGCCCUUUACCCUGAUGGUCUUCUACCAGGACAAAGUCUUCAACAUCCAGAUCAGACAGCAGAACCAGCAGUUCCUGCUGGGCACUGGACUCAAAGUGCAGGAGUGUUUCCCGUCAGUUAGUGAAAUCAUCGGCCAUUACUCCCAGUCUCCUCUGCUCCUCAUUGACGCCAAGAACCGGUGCUCCGGCCAGCAGAACCAGUGUCUCCUCUCUGACCCAGCUGGAUACUACAUGACUGGAAAGAACUGGUCCUGACCGGAUCAAACCGCAUCAGACCAACCAUCGAACUAAACCGGGGGGAAACCCAACAGGCAGAGUUAAGAUGGAUGUCCACCUCAAACAUUAUCAGCGAAUAAGGCAAACCUUAUUCCAGCGGCAGCGAGAAGGGUUUUUUUGUGAUGGUGAAGGAAAAAUGUCAGAUUUUUGCAAGUCUCUUCAUUUGCUUGCUUUAGAUCAUUUGCAUUUACAAACACAAACAGCCUCUAGUUUUGUGAUGGCUCUCUGCGCUCGGGACAAUAAACCUCUCGGAGUUUUGAGACCACCACCCAGAAAUGUUUUAGAGCUUUUAAAUUAUAUUUUCUUUAUGAUGCUCCUUUCAGUACAUCGUGUUGGACAAAUGCUGAGUAUAUUCCUCAUUCAAACUAUGUAUGUCCACGGCCGAAAGCGUCCCGUCUCGGUCUUCAGCCGAGCUAAAUAAAACUCACUUUUCAUGA
Molecule: messenger RNA, 2627 nt
Organism: Xiphias gladius (swordfish)
Lineage: Eukaryota; Metazoa; Chordata; Actinopteri; Istiophoriformes; Xiphiidae
Gene: lcp2a
Product: lymphocyte cytosolic protein 2a
Exons: 22
Coding region: 631-2169 (512 amino acids)
Biological process (GO): intracellular signal transduction; cell surface receptor protein tyrosine kinase signaling pathway
Molecular function (GO): protein binding
Source: RefSeq, a predicted model, not a curated record